This is a messenger RNA of Phytomonas sp. Hart1, 1572 nucleotides long. The record is from the annotation of a GenBank genome assembly. NCBI's taxonomy places the organism in Eukaryota, Euglenozoa, Kinetoplastea, Trypanosomatida, Trypanosomatidae.
AUGCAAUCCGCACAAACCGAAAAUGCUAUACGCAGUUGUGUGAGUCCUUCUCCCAAUCGUGUUAACCGUAAGCGACCGCGACUUGCGGUUCUUUCGAAUCCCAUGGAGCGACAAUUAUACCAUUUGAUAAUUCAACAAUUACACCAUGAUGGCUAUUUAGCAGCAGCGUCGGCAGUGUCAGAUGCGACAGGCACUGUCGUGGCGGAUGUGGAUCAGAAUGGGGAGCGACUUCGGCGGCUAGUGGCUAAAGGACUCAGUACUGAGCUGUCUCAACAGCGUGAUAUACAAUCCUUCUCAUUAGAACAGGUUGUGGAGCGAUAUAUUAGUGCUGCUAAAGUCUAUGCACCAUUACAGCUGUCCCAGAGUUGGUCACUCGGUCGUCGUUGUUUUAAGAUGCAGAAUCGUUUUACGUCUGCUUCUGUUAGUAGCGUGCUUCGUGAUAUUUCUUUCUCUCCAGACGGGUCGUUGGUGGCAUGUUCAGGAACUAACGGGCUAGCGGCGAUCUUUUCUUUGAUGACUAUCGAUGAUUUGACUACAUUGGAUGAUCUCAGGGCUUCUAAUAAUCUUAGAGGCGUUCAUGGCAACUGUAAGAAUACUAAUGGUGUACGCAGCACCAAUGAGGUUACAGAGCUUGCGAUAGCUCGACGGUUCCGUGACCAUGCACAGCACUCCGUUGAGGUCAUCCGCUUUCAUCCAACACGUCCUUUACUUCUGACAGGUGGCCGAGAUGGGGGGAUGUGUCUGCGAAGCUAUGAGUACCCUGACUCGAGUCUGCAGAUCCAAAUCCACGAUAAUUUUCCAGUCCGCGGUUCUGCUUUCCACCCAAGCGGCGAAUAUGCUGUUGUCGUUACUGACCAUCCGGUCCUGCGUCUGAUUAACCUUCGCACUGGUAAGGUUCUCAGUCCACCUGUUAGCGUUAGACAUCCAGGAGCACCUGGCUCUAUAUCUACGGCUUCAGAGCGUGUUAAUGAGAUGUCUGGGACACCUGUAACAUCAAUUUCACAUAGCGCAGGUCUUACAUCUGCUGCUUUUUCUCCCGAUGGCCGGACUCUUGUAACGACAAGCUUGGAUGGCUCUUGGAUAUUGUACGAUGGUGUUAGUGGGCGUGCCCUGCAUAAGGCGGAUGCGGCCCACAGCGCAGUUCCCGUUACGAGCGCAGAGUAUAGUCGCACUGGAAACGUGCUUUUGACAGCUGGCAUGGAUUCAACCGCGCGGCUAUGGGAUCUACGCCGUCUCAGCGUUGGUCACACAUCGAUCGUGAUUUCUUCAUCGACACGCGGUGCGGCACGGGACAGUACUGAGUUAAUGUCCUUUGGUGAACCGGCUAAGUGCAAUCAUCGAAGUAUCCAGGCUGUUUUCUCUCACGAUGAAAGCCACAUCCUCUGUCAGGAUAAUACUCUUCUCGUUGUGCAAGGAUACUGCGUAUAUAGCGGGGACAGCUCUUAUGCGUUGGCAACCCAGCCAUCUUUUAUGCAGCGUGCAUUGGCAUGUAGCCCCUUUUCAAAUAUGAUUGUGACUGGAGCUGAUGACUGCAAACUGCGUUUAUGGACUCCUUCGUGGCUUCCCUCUUAG